Messenger RNA from Oncorhynchus keta (chum salmon), 9426 nucleotides. Its product is annotated as receptor-type tyrosine-protein phosphatase alpha-like. Gene Ontology annotation, biological process: protein dephosphorylation. Gene Ontology annotation, molecular function: protein tyrosine phosphatase activity. The record is from RefSeq and is a predicted model, not a curated record. The transcript is spliced from 23 exons. The coding region runs from base 411 to 2951 and encodes 846 amino acids. NCBI's taxonomy places the organism in Eukaryota, Metazoa, Chordata, Actinopteri, Salmoniformes, Salmonidae.
UCCCUCCUUAAUGCAGACAACAUGGCGGACUAAAAGAUACGGCUGACCCGCCCGGAUACAGCGAAUAAACAGUGGGAUUCACGCCCCCUAUGCUCAAGGAAGACGGAGAGACACCAAUUUGUUAGAAACACCCUCGGGAACAUUGAGGAAUUUUUGGGACCGUUCUAGUCAUUCGUUAACAUAAACAUACUUGCGAUCUGUUGCCUCCAAAUUGGCGGUCUGUCCUAGAUCGUUCAUAUCACCCAGGCCCCCCACCCCACAUACACACUAUUGGUUCCUGGGGUGUGAAGACAGGGGCUGGGGUUAAGAACGUGAAAAAAAAGGAAGAAAGGAAUUGCACAACUGUAAAUAUUCAGGAUUGUGCACAACCAAACGGAAGUCGUGGACCACACUGUGCGAAUGAGUGAUUGAUGCCAAAUUCGCUCCUUAAGGGCAGUAUGGGUGUGUGUCCCCUGCUCCUGCUGCUCAGUGUGGCCCUCGGGGUCUCUGUCUCAGCCCAGGGACCAUCUCUCACCCCCGCAGAAGGUCCAGUCUCCACUGCCAAACCCACGGAUUCUCCAGCCACCACCCUCCACAAUGUUCCAGUGGCAACAACCACCACCCCUCCAACAGCCGCAACGACACUGACAACAACCAGCACCGCAGAGGGGAACAUAUUGACUGCAGGCCCCAGUGUCACCCAGGUGCCCAUUCCCCCUCCACCACCCCCUGGCCCCACCAUAGCCCCCCAAGUCCCCACGGGUGCAACCACUGCCCCGCAACCACCCCCUGCUCCGACCACGGUCAGUCGGGGUGGGGAGAAUGGGACCACACUCUCUGCUCCGGACAGUCACACAGAUCCCUCGCUGGAGACCACCAUAGAACCUACGGUGGAAGCCACGUCGCACGACACUACUAGUGACACUACAACAGGUGGUGGAGAAGACGGCACAGACCAAAAUACGCAAUCAGAUGACACGCCCAUCAUUGCGGUGAUGGUGGCUCUGUCAUCCCUGCUCGUCAUCGUCUUCAUCAUCAUCAUCCUCUAUAUGCUCAGGUUUAAGAAGUACAAGCAGGCCGGCAGCCAUUCCAACUCCUUCAGGCUGACCAACGGUAGAUCAGAUGAUACAGAGCUCCAGAGUGUGCCGCUAUUGGCCCGCUCGCCUAGCACCAACAGGAAGUACCCACCCCUUGUUGUUGACAAGCUGGAGGAGGAUAUGAAUCGUCGCAUGGCUGAUGACAACAAGCUCUUCCGGGAGGAGUUCAAUGCGCUGCCGGUGUGUCCCAUCCAGGCGUCAUGCGACGCGGCCUCUAAGGAGGAGAACAAGGAGAAGAAUCGAUACGUCAACAUCCUGCCAUAUGACCACUCCAGGGUGCAUCUGUCGUCUCUAGAGGGAGUUCCAGACUCUGACUUCAUCAAUGCGUCCUUCAUCAACGGUUACCAAGAGAAGAACAAGUUCAUUGCAGCUCAAGGGCCAAAGGAGGAGACGGUAAACGACUUCUGGAGAAUGAUCUGGGAACAGAACACCGCCACCAUCGUGAUGGUGACCAACUUGAAGGAGAGAAAAGAGAAAUCCAUACAGCGGCAAUCUCUCUGUGUGUCUCAGUGUAAGUGUGCCCAGUACUGGCCUGACCAGGGCUGCUGGACCUACGGCAACAUCCGGGUCUCUGUGGAAGACAUGAUGGUGCUGGUGGACUACACCAUCCGCAAGUUCUGCAUCCAACAGGUGGGGGAUGUGGGGGGUAAGAAGCCCCAGCGGCUGGUGACCCAGUUCCACUUCACCAGCUGGCCAGACUUUGGCGUUCCCUUCACACCCAUCGGCAUGCUUAAGUUCCUCAAGAAGGUCAAGACCUGCAACCCCCAGUACUCCGGCCCCAUCGUGGUCCACUGCAGUGCGGGGGUGGGGAGGACCGGUACCUUCAUAGUGAUUGACGCCAUGUUGGAUAUGAUGAACACCGAGAGGAAGGUGGACGUCUUUGGCUUCGUCACGCGCAUCAGAGCCCAGCGCUGCCAAAUGGUCCAGACCGACAUGCAAUACGUGUUCAUCUUCCAGGCCAUGCUGGAGCACUACCUGUAUGGAGACACAGAGCUGGAGGUGACCUCCCUGGAGUCCCACCUGGCUAAGCUCUACGCCCCCUCCGCCGCCGGCUGUGGGGGCAUGGAAGCAGAGUUCAAGAAGCUGACCUCCAUCAAGAUCCAGAACGACAAGAUGAGGACAGGCAACCUGCCGGCAAACAUGAAGAAGAACAGAGUUCUCCAGAUCAUCCCAUACGAGUUCAACAGAGUGAUCAAUCCAGUCAAGAGAGGGGAGGAGAGCACGGAUUAUGUCAACGCUUCCUUCAUUGAUGGCUACCGUCAGAAGGACUCGUACAUGGCCAGUCAGGGCCCGCUGCAGCACACCAUCGAAGACUUCUGGAGGAUGAUCUGGGAGUGGAGGAGCUGCUCCAUAGUCAUGCUCACUGAGCUGGAGGAGAGAGGACAGGAAAAGUGUGCUCAGUAUUGGCCCAGUGACGGGGUGAUGGUGUGUGGUGACCUCUCCAUCGAGCUGAAGAGGGAGGAGGAGAGUGAAAGCUACACUGUUAGAGACCUUCUGGUCACCAACAACCGGGAGAACAAGGCUCGCGCGGUGAGGCAGUUCCAUUUUCAUGGCUGGCCGGAGGUGGGCAUCCCCAGCGACGGAAAGGGGAUGAUCAACAUCAUCGCCGCGGUCCAGAAGCAGCAGCAACAAUCUGGCAACCACCCCAUCACUGUCCACUGCAGUGCGGGCGCGGGGCGGACGGGGACCUUCUGUGCCCUGAGCACGGUCCUGGAGCGGGUGAAGGCUGAGGCCAUCCUGGAUGUCUUUCAGACUGUCAAGAGCCUCCGGCUGCAAAGGCCCCACAUGGUGCAGACACUGGAGCAGUACGAGUUCUGCUACAAAGUGGUCCAGGAGUAUAUCGAUGCCUUUUCUGACUACGCCAACUUCAAGUAGGGACCCACACAGGGGACGGAUAAUCCGUACACAGUCAUAAACACACACCAAACCCACACGUACCGGACGGAAAGAAAACUAACUGUUCACGGCUUAGAUGACUGGGCAGCCUGCGUGCACAGAGGAAAAGGGAAUUGAAGUUUUGUGACGGAGCCAAGUGCAGCGCUGCAGUGUACCGGAGGGAGUGAAUAUCAGAGAUGCCUUCUUGAAUAUUUUGUAAUAUUGAGCUUGUUAAUACGGGCCCCUUGUCCCUAUCCCCCCCCCCCCACAUCUAUCCCCCCACAUCGACACUCCCCAAUCCACCCAAUGUACAUAUACUGUACUUACCCUGUCACAUCUCGGGGUUUUGUUUUUAGGUCAAGUUUAAGUUUGGCUGCAUUUUUAGGGUGACAUAAUGUGUUUUAUGGGUAUGUGUGUGUACAUAGACCGUGCCAGUCAAAGGUUUGGACACACUUACUCAUUCAAGGGUUUUUCUUUAUUUGUUCUUUAUUUUCUACAUUGUAGAAUAAUAGUGAAGACACAAACUAUGAAGUAACACAUAUGAAAUCGUGUAGUAACCAAAAAAGUGUGAAACAAAUCAAAAUAUAUGGUAUAUUUGAGAUUCUUCAAAGUAGCCAUCCUUUACCUUGAUGACAGCUUUGCAAACUCUUGGUGUUGUUUUAACCUGGAAUGCUUUUCCAACAGUCUUGAAGGAGUUCCCACAUAUGCUGAGCACUUGUUGGCUGCUUUUCCUUCACUCUGCGGUCCAACUCCUCCCAAACCAUCUCAAUUGGGUUGAGGUCAGGUGAUUGUGGAGGCCAGGUCAUCUGAUGCAGCACUCCAUCACUCUCAUUCUUGGUCAAAUAGCCCUUACACAGCCUGGAGGUGUGUGAGGUCAUUGUCCUAGUUGAAAAACAAAUGAUGGACUCACUAAGCGCAAACCAGAUGAGAUGGCGUAUCACUGCAGAAUGCUGGUUACGCGUGCCUUGUAUUCUAAAUAAAUCACUGACAGUGUCACCAGCAAAGCACCAUCACACCACCUCCUCCAUGCUUCAUGGUGGGAACCAUACAUGCAGAGAUCAUCCGUUCACCUACUCUGCGUCUCACAAAGACACGGCGGUUGGAACCAAAAAUCUCAACUUUGGACUCAUCAGACCAAGGGACAAAUUUCCACCGGUCCAAUGUCCAUUGCUCGUGUUUCUUGACCCAAGCAAGUCUCUUCUUCUUAUUGGUGUCCUUUAGUAGUGGAUUCUUUGCAGCAAUUCGACCAUGACGGCCUGAUUCGUGCAGUCUCCUCUGAAGAGUUGAUGUUAUGAUGUGUCUGUUACAUGAACUCUGAAGCAUUUACUAUUGCUGCAAUCUGAGGCUUGUAACUCUAAUAAACAUAUCCUCUGCAGCAGAGGUAACUGGGUUUUCCUUUCCUGUGGCGGUCCUCAUGAGAGCCUGUUUUGCCAUAGCGCUUGAUGGAUUUUGCAACUGCACUUGAAAACUUUCAAAGUUCUAGAAAUGUUCUGGAUUUCCUGACCUUCGUGUCUAUCAUUUCUCUUUGCUUAUUUUAGCUGUUCUUGUCCUGAUAUGGACUUGGUCUUUUGUCAAAUAGGGCUAUCUUCUGUAUACCACACUUACCUUGUCACAACACAACUGAUUAGCUCAAAUGCAUUAAGAAGGAAAGAAAUUCCACAAAUUAACUUGACAUGUCACACCUGUUAAUUGAAAUGCAUACCAGGUGACUACAUCAUGAAGGUGGUUGAGAGAAUGCCAGGUGUGUGCAAAGCUGUCAAUGCAAAGGGUGGCUACUUUGAAGAAUCUAAAAUAUGAAAUAGAUUUUGAUUUGUUAAACACUUUUUCUGGUUACUACAUGAUUCCAUAUGUGUUAUUUCAUAGUUUUGACGGUUUCACUAUUUUUCUACAAUGUAGAAAAUAGUCAAAAUCAAGAAAAACCCUUGAAUGAGUAGGUGUGUCCGAACUUUUGACUGGUACUGUAUAUAAAUGGUAUUCUUUAGAGGUGUAUGUCAAAUCGAGAGUCGAGGAAAUGGUGUUUGGGUUUUCUUUGUUCUCUUUUUUUUUUGCGGUUGAGUGACUUGAGACUUAUGUUGUUGAUGGCUAUAUCUGAUUCAGGCUGAAGCUAAAAGCUGAUAGAUCUUCCUUAGAGGAAUGGAUUUACACAGCCAAUCAGAAUUAAUCUGUGCAUAUGCGCACGCACACACACACACACAAACACGUUACAGCUGGCCAGGAGCACUUCCAGAAUUGGCCUAGCCAAUCACAUGAUCUAAACUCUUUCCACUAGUUUUCCUUUGAGUUCAAAGUUCACAGUUCACACAGAGGUCAAGGAGCCAUGGCAUUAGCUAAAUCCACCGUUACACAAGAGCAUAGCAUCACACAGCCAAUGAUUUCUCAGGGCACAAACACACGGUAUGUGUGUGUUUUAAAAGGGAGCCAUGUGCCAAACAGUCUCUUCAGAUGAAGGGUGAAGUUGCACCUAGAUGCUGUUCUUGGGUCAGUUUUGCGUUUCCCCCAUUCAUAUAGUUAAGCAUAGGAUUUGGGGAGGGCGAGCUGAUCCCAGAUCUAAACCUAGGGGCCACUUUUCCUCCAAGGAGCGUGUCUCCAUCUGCGAGCCAGGCCGUCACAAGCCACAUCUCUCACACACAGUCCAAGACUUUGUGGCUUUGCUGCGUUUGUGUUCAAGGACAUAGAAAACAAUGUAGUUUAGGUGUACCUGCACAUGCUUGCCGUCACAGUGGAUUCUGUGUGUGUAGAACGUUUAUGGAAUUUGAAGUUGCCCAUACCGAAAAUAAAUUGAAUAUCAAACGUCAAAUAUAUUUAAAUGUAAUGGGCCUGUUGAAGAUUAGGCCAACAAUGCAUUCAAAAUAGCCUAUGCAUAAUGAUAAUGAGUAGGAGGCCCGACUGUUGCCAUAAUACAAUUAUUAUUUCAGAAUUUCCAUUUAGAAAACUACACAGAUUAUGGGUCAAAUAAAAUAACCACGCAAUUACUGUGCAUUUCCUAUCAUUUUGUAAUGUCAUGGAGAUUCUCAUGUAUUCAUAUAUUGAAUAGCUUACAAUUAGAAUGGGGGAAGACAUUUCCUAUCUAUUAUUUACGUAUCAUUCCAUUUACUUGUACUCCAUUGCAGAUAUUUAUUUUCGGUAUAGGUUGUUUGAGAAGAUGGCGUCAAAAUGUGAAGACAUCCCUCUCUGUUUUUCAACUGGGGCCUGUUCAGGAUGAUGAAAUGUUAUAGAAUGUUCCGAUAGAAAUGUGUUGUGUAGAACAUGUUUGUUUGUCAUAUGUAAUGGAGAUUUGUCAGCUCUAUUCAAUAUAUUUCUAUCUGCAACAUUUAGAACGUUUCACCAUCUGUUGUGGCACCUCAAUACUGUGCUGUUAGUGUUUUUAUGACUAAUACUGAGCAAUGUUUUAUACUUUAAUGCUGUUGCUUUGAUACUCCCACCCCAAAGGAUUGCAUUGUUACUUUUAUUGUUGAAACAUGUGACAUGGAAUGUUUGCAGUGAUUUUAAUUGUUUUCCUUUUUUCAUUCAAAAUGGCUACCUACAAGGGCAGCUUGACUAGAAACACACGCUCUGGGUUUGUGGAUGAGGCCGUCGUCUUUAGUUGCGAUUGUAAUGAAAUAUAAAUGAUGUCAGUUAGCUAGCAACAAGUUCGAGGUCAAUUCCAUCUCAUCUCAGUCAACUCAGGAAAUUACUUGAAAUUGCCAGUUGUUGGGGGGGGGGUUCUCGUACAUGUUCUCUCAAUGUAUGAAUAGAAUUUCAAUUUGUCUACUUAGUUGGUUGAGUGCAAAUGGAAUUGCCCCUGGUCCAUUAGCCAAUCAUAGCUACCAAUUGGCCCCAAAGGAUUGUAGUAAACAGUAAUAGUGUGUAGAGUGCAGGUCAUAUGAUUCCCACCCCCUUCCCAUGAACCAAGGUGUCAACCCUGGUAUGAGUGAAUGGGGUGUAACCGAUUUUUGAGGUUUUUAGCUGCCAUUUUGAUGCUAGUUUCUCCAAUGGUCUGUGGAGUUGACAGGUGUGCUAGAAAGCCAUGAAGAUCUGCCAAGCCUAGUCGAUACCAAACUCAUUCUCUUAUAUGCAGAUGGCUCUAUUUGUCCCAUCAUAGAGGUUCAGCAUCGUUUUUGUCAUUAGGAUAGCCAGCAGUGUGUAGACAAACGCUUGCACCGCGCACAACCCCCACUGUUCAGUAUUUGGAAUAGAUCGGUUUGACUUCUCCCUUUUUAAUAUAUUUUUAUAGAGCAGAAAGGAAGGAGCACAAUCCAACUCUGUCAAUGUGUUCGGAUCAUUGAAUUUGACAAGAGUCCCUAAAAAUUCUGCACACAAAAAAACGCACCAUUUAUUGAGAAAUUGUUGGGUUGUUGUUGAUUGUUCAAAAAGCUUCUGCUAGUUGCACCAAAAACAAAAAGCCCUUGAUAUGACUGAACCAAUGAUACAAUGGCCAGAUGGGUAACAUGGCCCUUUAGAUAGGAAAUUACUUGAUGUCAACUAGGGUUGCAAUUGUUGAUUUUAUUAUCCUGUUUUAAAAGAAUUCCAGUUUGGAGGAUCUUUAUUCCCUUCUGAUUCCAGAAAUCCUCCAAUACUUUUUUGGGGGGAAAUUUUUGAGGAAUUUUGCAACCCUAAUGUCAACAUUGGAGAGGCCUUAUAAAAGCCUCUGGUUAUGGCCUCUAGUUAGGCCUCUAGUUCUGACUGGGAAACCAAGGUUAAACCAUGAGACAUAAAUAGCUCGGUAGAGAACUUCAAACUGGAUGUCUCAUUUGGACCAGUCACUUCAACUGUCACUGUCAUUUCAGACCCCGUUCUACCCAAGUGCCCGUGGGUUACAAUUGGUUACCUUUUUGUUUUACUUCAUGGGUGUGUUGGAUAUUUGUGGUCAUCAGGGUGGGUGUUUGUGUGCUCCACGAGGAGGGAGGGUUUUACUCUUCUUUUGAGCCCGAAGGUUUGCGGUUCUAGCUACCUUGGUUCCAUGCAAUGGUUCUGUCUGUCAUUGGCUGUGUCUGAAUGUUUAGCCAAAUGUAAUAAUCCCUUUUUCCCAAUGACAUUGUGCCAACCCCUAACCCUGUUGACCUAGAGCUUCACAGGUGGAAAGUGCCUCACAUGUUGAUUUUAUAUGGUAAAUGUUGACUGCACCUCUCCCUCAGUGAGUUGGUUAAGUGUUUGUGUAUAGAAGCUUGGUAAACCAGUAUCACCUUACAGAUUAGUACAUAUAUUUACCCCCUUCCCACUAUCUCUUGAGCCAUCGUAUAGAACUCUGUCGACCCAAAGCACCUGUGUACAAAGCCCGAGCUGCCUCUUGGCUUUGUAACUCUUGAGACUAAGAUCAGGGCCUUUUUUAUUUUUCUGUUCAUGCUCAACCAGCUUCCAGCUGACGAGGUAGAAAUCUGUCGCUCUGUCCCCGGAGCAAGUCAGUUAACCCACUUCCCCCGGCACUGACGUCGUGGAUGUCGAUUUAUUAAGGCAGCCCUCUGCACCUCUCGGAUUCGGAGAGGUUGGGUUAAAUGCGGAAGACCCAUUUCAGUUGAAUACAUUUAGUUGGACAACGGACUAGGUUUCCCCCUUUCCAUUUCAUGCUGUAACCCCGGGUUCCAUUCCAAUUCAAACCCAUUGUUUUGUGUUCCAGCUACGUCUUCACUCCAUGUCACUGAAGUGCUGGACCUUUGGACUAUUCCUUCUUUAUGGCCCCUCGUUGAGUCCUCCACCUAACCAAAUAUAGUUGGUAUAAUACAUUGCCCUGAGUUACUGCAAUCACAAAUACAUAGUUUACUGGUUAUUACAGAGGACAGCUUAGCGUGUCUGGGUCCUUCUUCCAUACCGUCUGCUAGCUGCAGAUUGAAAUGUGACGCAAUGCCCCAGUAGAGCAUUUUGAAUAUCCCUGUCUGAGUUACAGGGCACACCUUUCUCCAGAGACGGUGAACGAUAUCGAAACAGACUGGAGGAGUGGGACUUCAUAGGUUUCAACCAGUCUCUCCCCCACCCCUAAACCUGUAUAUCCCCCACCCCUAAACCUGUCUCUCCUCUGAGCCCAUUUACCUGUCCCCUUUUGAGAUGCCCAAAGUUGUCUCCUAUCCUAUCCUCUUUCUCCUUCCGCCUCUGCCUCGUUCUCUUUGCCCCUUGGGCCGGUUUUGUCUCCCUUAUAACCGGUCACUGUCCCACUCCCUUCUGUACAUAAUGUAGGGUUAUUUAUAUUUCAUUCCUGUCUGCUGCCUUGCUUUUUAUUUUAUUUUCAAUUUUUUAAAGAAUCUAUAUUAAAACUGUACUGGGACCAUUUUGAAAUGUAUUUGAUGUUUUUUGUUUUGGCUAUUUUUAAUUUGUAUUAUUAUUAUUGUCUUAAAUCAUUUUUAAUUUGCGUUUGUUUCAUUUUAUAGUGUUUUGUUAUUCAAAAAUUUGAAUAUAUAUGUAUAUAUAAUUAUAUAUAUGAUAAAAUUAUAUAUAAUUAUAUAAUGCCAAAUGGCCUUUCAAAGCAAGAUACUGUUCAAACCUAAAUAAAGUGCUUGAGAUUGUU